CAAUGUUUCGUCGCACAGACUACGAAGCAAGUUUUUCACCCUGGUAGACAAUGCACAAUAUCAUUGGGAAGAAGAGGAACACCGAGACGUCCUGAAGAGCAUGUUAAUGACAGCCUGUGACCUUGGAGCCUGUACUAAACCGUGGUCAAUCCAGCACAGGGUUGCAAAAUUGGUAACUGACGAAUUUUUUGAUCAAGGCGACAAAGAGAAGCUGCAAUUGAAAAUUCAGCCUCAGGCUCUGAUGGAUAGAGAAAAGGAACACGAACUACCCCAGCUACAAGUUACCUGGAUCGAGUCGGUCUGUUUACCGUUAUAUAAGGCCUUGUCAAAAGUCAACAGAGGUUUUACGGAAAUGGCUGUGGAAGCUGCUCGUAAUAGAGACAAGUGGAAAAUUCUUGCCUCUCGACGAACCAGCUUAACAAAUGGCAGUACUAAUUUGUACGGACAGGAAACUGGUGCUUCAUAAGUUUCUACCAAAACUGGACUCUUCCCUUCAUUUGUCUGCUAUAUCAUCUUUUUUUUCCUGGUUGAUCUUUAAUAACAUUUCAAUAAAACGUAAUUUCUUUGUUUCAAAUGCUGUGAAUAAAUAGCAUUGAACAAAAACUUUUGUCAUUGAAAGUCACCAACUGCCAGUUAAAGUUAUUUGUGUUACAAGCCAAUGAGAGUACUUAAAUAUAUUGUAAAACCAACCAAUGAUAAUACUUGUAUCUUGUAAGGCCAAUCAAUGAGAGUACUUGUAUUUUGAAAAACCAACCAAUGAGAGUACUCGUAUCUUGUAAGAUCAACCAGUAAGAGUGUUUGUGUACUAUGGCAAACCGUGAUUGAAUAAUGUUUAUUAUAAUUUGGCAUCUUCCUUUUUUUCUUGCUUUCCUUAAUAUAUCAUCAUGAACUAUAAGAUUUACUUAAAAUGCAUUUCAAUAUCUUUCGCACUUCAUGUGAGAGUAUCUAUUUUCUUGUUAUGAAUUUUAAUACCUUAACUGACAGAAGUUUACCCUCUCAGUGCAUAGCUGUAUAGUGCAUUCUUCUCUCAAGUACAGAAGUUAAUAAAAUAUUCACACCGUUGCCUGACUUAAAAGAGAAAUAUUUUUCUAUUCUGCCGUGUACUUGUUACGAUGUAACAAGAACAGUGAGUUGACUAGAGUCCUAAUAAACUACUGUAUGAAAGUACAUUCUUCUCAUGGCCUUUACCAAUAGUUUAUCAAAUGUGUAUAAUGAAACGUCAUUCAGAUCCAGACUAUUAUUUUAGCAUACAUAAUAUACUCCAUAAGGAGGAUAAUUCCCCUCAUUAAUCUGGAAUAUAAAGAUGUUUAUUUUCAGAGGUUUCACACUGCAAAGAGGGGACAAUGUACACUUUGGGAAAACGUUUAUUCUGAGCGAUAAGUGUUGAGUAGAAAUAUUUAUGCGCGCGCUGUCUCAGCGGUAAGCUCGAGUGCUUAUAAUGUUAAAAUACAGGGUUUGAUUUCCACGAUGAAACACUGCCCAUUGUUCAGCUUUGCGUUUGAACAAAACAAGCAAUUCUCUACAUCAAUACAGAAUAAAGAGAUGUUCAUUGUGGUAGUAAGUUAGUUUUUCGAUUCUUUGAACGAAUCUUCAAGUAGUGUAAAUGUCUCAAACAGAUUUGUGUGGACACAUAGUUCGACCGAAACUGUCAACAAGCAGGUCACAUACACACAAAACUGUUUAUUAGUCACUUGGUUUAUAGUAGUUUCGGAUUGACUAUACAUUUUUUUUUUCGUACAACCAUUCAAGUGAUUCUGUAGAGAGAUGUGAAUAUACUUCUUGUUAUUCUAAUGCUUGUUAGUAUCAGUAAAUACUCUUAGUGUUUGUUAGUACCAGAAAAUGAAUCUUCAUAAUUCUAUUGUUUGCUAGAACCAGAAAAUAGUUUCAUAAUUCUACUGUUUGUUGGAACCAGAAAAUAAAUGUUCAUAAUUCUACUGUUUGUUGGAACCAGAAAAUAAAUGUUCAUACUUCUACUGUUUGUUAGAACCAAAAAAUAGUCUAAUAAUUCUAAUUGUUUGCUAGAACCAGAAAAUAGUUUCAUAAUUCCAUUGUUUGCUAGAACCAGAAAAUAGUUUCAUAAUUCUACUGUUUGUUAGAACCAGAAAAUAGUCUAAUAAUUCUACAGUUUGUUAUAACCAGAAAAUAGUCUAAUAAUUCUACAGUUUGUUAUAACCAGAAAAUAGUCUCAUAAUUCCACUGUUUGUAUUAACCAGAAAAUAAUCUCAUAAUUCUACUCUUUGUUACUACCAGAAAAUAGUCUCAUAAUUUUACUGUUUGUUAGAACCAGAAAAUAGUCUAAUAAUUCUAGUGUUUGUUAGAACCAAAAAAUAGUCCAAUCAUUUUACUGUUUGUUAGAACCAGAAAAUAGUCUCAUAAUUCUAUUGUUUCUUAGAACCAGAAAAUAAAGUAUCAUAAUUUUUCUGUUUGUUAGAACCAGAAAAUAGUCUCAUAAUUCUAUUGUUUGUUAGAACCAGAAAAUAAAGUAUCAUAAUUUUUCUGUUUGUUAGAACCAGAAAAUAAUCUCAUAAUUCUAUUGUUUGUUAGAACCAGAAAAUAAAGUAUCAUAAUUUUCUGUUUGUUAGUACCAACCCAUAGUCUCGUAAACCUACUGUUUUUAGAACCAGAAAAUAGUCCAAUCAAUUUACUGUUUGUUAGAACCAGAAAAUAGUCUCAUAAUUCUAUUGUUUGUUAGAACCAAAAAGUAGUCCAAUCAUUUUACUGUUUGUUACUACCAGAAUAUAGUCUCAUAAUUCUACUUUUUGUUAGAACCAGAAAAUAGUCUAAUAAUUCUACUCUUUGUUACUACCAGAAAACAAAUUCUUGUAACUGUUUGUUUGUUAAUACCAUUUUUAUCGAAUUCAUUUUAGUUACAUAAUUUGACGUUUUCAAACAAAUAAUUUCCGUUGUUUUUAACUUCAAGUAGGGUUUUGAAAAAUAACAAAUGUAUUAUUUCAAACCUGUCUGUUUAGAGAAAUAAACUAUAACGUAAAAUACCCCAGUAAACAAAAUCGUUCUAAU
Limulus polyphemus (Atlantic horseshoe crab) is the source of this 3018-nucleotide messenger RNA. RefSeq names its product dual 3',5'-cyclic-AMP and -GMP phosphodiesterase 11A-like. Bases 101 to 466 code for a protein of 121 amino acids. The record is from RefSeq and is a predicted model, not a curated record. Gene Ontology annotation, biological process: signal transduction. Lineage: Eukaryota; Metazoa; Arthropoda; Merostomata; Xiphosura; Limulidae. The transcript is spliced from 4 exons. Gene Ontology annotation, molecular function: 3',5'-cyclic-nucleotide phosphodiesterase activity.